AAGGGGCGGGCUUUCUAUCUAAUCUUUACAAAAUGGCGACUGUUGUUGUUUUGCUGCAGGGUCAGUGAAUUAAAUCCGCUUUUCGUUUCAUUAAUUUUCUGUAUUAAUUUGCAGAAACGGCACUCGAAACAUCCGGCGCUUAGUCUUGACUGAAAUGAAAGGUAAAGAGCGGUCGCCGAUUAAAAAGCGCUCCCGGGCCUUGGACGAUAUUCGAGACAGGGGAGGAUGCCACCCGACCAGCAAGAAAAUGGGGGCUAUCUCCGUCUCCAGUGGGAGUAAUAACGGAAAUAGCUCGACCAAAAGUGACGGUGGCUCGACGAGAAGGAGUCUACUUGGUGAGAAAAGAGAGAGGGAUUUCGACAGCCAUAGUCGGACUGGAAAUAAUCAUAGUUGUCAGUCUGCUGCCGCGAGCUCCUUGGGUAAAAACCACAACCUGAGCCUGACGCUGGAUUUAGUCCCGCAGCGUAACACUUCACGGGGGGAGCCACGAGUCCAGCCGCCCAGCACCGAGAGUGAGUACAAAACCCUCAAAAUAAGCGACCUCGGCACCCAGCUGAGCGAUGAAGACAUUGAAGACGGACUCUUUCACGAGUUUAAAAAAUUUGGAGAUGUGAGUGUCAAGAUUAGCCGUAGCAACGACGAGCGGAUAGCGUUUGUGAAUUUCAGGAAGCCGGAAGACGCCCGGGCUGCGAAGCACGCCAGGGGGCGGCUGGUGCUGUACGACCGGCCGUUGAAAAUCGAGGCAGUGUACAUUAACAGGAGAAGAAGCCGCUCCCCCGUGGAGAGAGACUUGUACGGUGCAACCCAAAGCCAUAGACAUUUACAGAGACCCCUCUCUCCCACGGGGCUCGGAUACAGAGACUACCGGCUGCAGCAGCUAGCCCUGGGACGGCUCCCCCCACCCCCACCGCCCCCUCUGCCCAGAGAGUUGGAGCGGGACAGGGAGUUUGCUCUGUUUGAAGCCAGGGCACGUCCAGCCUUCAUUGCAGAGCGAGCAGCUUUUCGUGAGGAGGAUUUUAUAGCUCCAGAAGAUGACCAAAGAGCCAACAGGACGUUGUUUUUAGGCAACCUGGACAUAACUGUCACUGAGGCCGACCUGAGGAGAGCCUUUGACAGGUUUGGAGUAAUUACAGAGGUGGACAUUAAAAGGCCUACACGAGGACAGACCAGCACAUAUGGAUUUCUGAAAUUUGAAAAUCUUGACAUGGCUCACCGAGCAAAGCUAAGCAUGUCUGGCAAAAUAGUGGGCCGCAAUCCCAUAAAGAUAGGCUAUGGGAAAGCAACUCCCACCACACGUUUGUGGGUGGGUGGACUUGGACCGUGGGUUCCGCUGGCUGCCCUGGCAAGAGAGUUUGAUCGCUUUGGCACUAUCAGGACAAUUGACUACAGAAAGGGGGACACUUGGGCCUACAUUCAGUAUGAAAGUUUGGAUGCUGCUCAGGCAGCAUGCACACACAUGAGGGGCUUCCCUCUCGGAGGUCCAGAAAGACGACUGAGAGUGGACUUUGCUGACACUGAGCAUCGCUACCAGCAGCAGUUCCUGCAGCCUCUUCCAAUACCACCUUUUGACAUGGUGGCCGAGUCAUUUGUCCACCGUGCUGCACCUGAACCACUCAGGGUCAGGGAACGGACUCCACCGCCACUUCACUUUAGGGAAAGAGAACUAUUUCCUGGAACUGAAUGGCCCACCCCAGCUAUUCGUGAACGAGUACGGGCCUCACCUUUUGAGCCUCUUGAGCACUUGGAACGUGAACGGCGGGCACGGGAGCCCUGGUCUCUGGAACGAGAGCUUCAGGGACGAGAACCUGUACGUAAGCGGCGCGUAAUGGAGGAUGGACGUCAUAUUGAUCACUCCCCAGAGAGCAAUGAGAGGACAGUAAGGCGCAGACGCAUUUCUCCAGAUGGUAGUCCUGGAGGAAGCAGCAGAGAUGGAGGCCGCUUCAGUGACUCAGAGCGUGCUGUGCGGGGCGAGAGACCCUCCCCUGCACGAGAACGCCAUAGCAGCCUAGAAAGGAGUGGAGCAGAAAGGAGACUUAAAACCCAGAGUCUCUCUGACAAAGCUUCUUCAAGCAGCGUUGUUUCAGCAAUUGGAGAGCGCAAACGCAAAGCAGGUGAUGGCAGUAAAGGGCCAGUCAAGAGAGAACGUUCUGAGAGCAGUUCUAAGGGGGGCCAGCUGUCCAAGCCGGACGGCACCAGACUCAGUUUGGCCUGGCAUGGUAUGCUGUUAUUAAAGAACAGCAACUUUCCAGCCAACAUGCACCUGCUGGAGGGUGACUACAAUGUAGCCAGUGAUCUGCUCGUUGAUGGCACAACAGGGAGGCAGGUGAGCGAGUUGAAGAUAACCCAGCGUCUCCGUCUGGACCAGCCCAAGCUCGACGAGGUGUCCCGACGCAUCAAAGUGGCAGGUCCCGAUGGCUACGCCAUUCUACUGGCAGUUCCUGGGACCACAGAGGAUACAUCUUCAUCUGACCCUGCAUCCUCAACUCAGCGUCCGCUUCGGAACCUGGUGUCCUACCUCAACCAAAAACAAGCAGCAGGAGUCAUCAGCCUGCCCGUGGGAGCGAACAGGGAUAAAGACAACACAGGGGUUCUUCAUGCUUUCCCUCCCUGUGAUUUCUCCCAGCAGUUCCUGGAUUCCUCUGCCAAAGCUCUGGCUAAAAGUGAAGAGGACUAUCUGGUCAUGAUUGUGGUUCGUGGAGCAGCUUAACAAUCUGAACACACUAAGUUCACGUCAUGUUAAAAAAAAAAA
Molecule: messenger RNA, 2749 nt
Organism: Solea senegalensis (Senegalese sole)
Lineage: Eukaryota; Metazoa; Chordata; Actinopteri; Pleuronectiformes; Soleidae
Gene: rbm15
Product: RNA binding motif protein 15
Exons: 1
Coding region: 155-2707 (850 amino acids)
Biological process (GO): regulation of alternative mRNA splicing, via spliceosome
Cellular component (GO): nucleus
Molecular function (GO): mRNA binding
Source: RefSeq, a predicted model, not a curated record